Molecule: messenger RNA, 1434 nt
Organism: Lodderomyces orthopsilosis Co 90-125
Lineage: Eukaryota; Fungi; Ascomycota; Pichiomycetes; Serinales; Debaryomycetaceae
Gene: COX15
Product: Cox15p
Exons: 1
Coding region: 1-1434 (477 amino acids)
Biological process (GO): heme A biosynthetic process
Cellular component (GO): mitochondrial inner membrane
Molecular function (GO): oxidoreductase activity, acting on NAD(P)H, heme protein as acceptor
Source: RefSeq, a predicted model, not a curated record
AUGUUUCACAGGGCUAGCAUCUUAUUGUCAAAGUCAAAGCUAGGUAUAGGGAAGUCUACUACACUAUUCCCCUCAGCUUUCCCUGUACGUUCUAGAAUAUCCUCGUCAUUAUUUAAACAAUGUCAAAUCAAAUUUUCAACUUCAUACAACCGCGCUUUCCAAACCAAAAGAGCAUACUCCACUAUAUCAUCAACAUUUGAGUCAGCUUCUAAAGCUACACGUGCAGCUCAUAGAACCAAGCCAGAUGUUGUUCCCCCCAAAUCAGUGGGAUAUUGGUUAGUAGGGACAUCAACUUUAAUUUUCGGGAUAGUUGUUUUGGGAGGUCUUACAAGACUUACUGAAUCUGGUCUUUCCAUCACUGAGUGGAAACCUGUCACAGGUUCAAUUCCUCCACUAAAUGAACAAGAUUGGAUAAAUGAGUUUACCAAAUACAAAGACUCACCCGAGUUUAAACAAUUGAAUUCACACAUCACAUUGGAAGAGUUUAAAUUUAUCUUUUUCAUGGAAUGGAGCCACAGAUUAGUUGGAAGAUGCAUUGGUCUUUUUCUUAUAAUCCCAGCAGUGAUAUUUUAUGCAAGAAACAAGUUUACUCCGAGACUUACUAAAAGAGUCAUUGGCUUGACGGGUUUAUUAGGUUUACAGGGAGCCAUUGGUUGGUGGAUGGUUAAAUCGGGGUUGGACGAAGAACAAUUGGCUGAAAGAAAAUCGAAGCCAACUGUAUCGCAGUACAGGUUGACUACUCAUUUGGGAGCUGCAUUCUUGAUGUAUCUUGCAGUAUUGUAUACUGCAUUUGAAGUUUUAAAUGAGAAUAAAUUGAUCACCAUGAUCAAAAAGGGUAAGGGCCAAGCUGUUGAAACUAUUCUCGGGCAAUUGCAAAAUCCGGCAUUGAGGAACACUAGAUUAAUAGCUUUGGGUUUGUUAAUUUUGACAUUUGUAACUGCAAUGUCUGGUGGUAUGGUUGCCGGUUUAGAUGCUGGUUUGAUAUACAACACGUUCCCUCAUAUGGGUGAUGAUUGGAUUCCAAACAAGAACGAGCUUAUGUCAGAUGUAUUUUCACGUAAGCUGGAUAAAUCGGAUUUGAUAUGGAGAAAUUGUUUGGAAAAUCCAACUACUGUACAACUCAUUCAUCGAAUUUUUGCAACAACUACAUUCUUUGCAGUGUUAGGAGCACAUAUGUAUGUCAACAAGAGAAAAGCAAUUAUUCCCAAGACGGCAAAAUCCAUGAUGCAUGCAACAAUGGGUUUUGUAGCAUUGCAAGUUACAUUGGGAAUUAGUACUUUGAUUUAUCUUGUACCUAUACCUUUGGCUGCUGCCCAUCAAGCAGGUGCUUUAGCAUUGUUGACUGCGGUGUUGGCAUUCUGUGCAAGGUUGAAGAAACCUAGACCCGAAUUUGCGAGGUAUGCAAGAAGCCUAAUAACGAAGAGAACGGUAUGA